CCUUCUUUCCAGAGUUUCUUCAGAAGGGAAGAGGAGGAAAAUUAUAAAUUAUAAAAAUGUAGCUGUGAAAAGGCUAAAAUGAGCAUCUGGUCUAUUUUCCUGGUUUUACAGGGAAUACAAAGUGCAAUAUCAGUGCAUCAUUCUCUGCAGUAUAUUUACACUGCAUCAUCUGGAAUCCAAAACUUUCCAGAGUUUGUGGCUGUUGGUCUGGUUGAUGGAAACGAGGUCAUGUACUAUGACAGCAACAUCAGGGAAGCAAAACCCAAACAGGACUGGAUGAAGAAAGUCACAGAGGAUGAUCCACAGUACUGGGACUUUCAAACUCGGGAGUUAUUUGGAACCCUGAUGUCCUUCAUAAACAGCAUUGAAGUUGCAAAGAAACGAUUCAACCAAACUGGAGGUGUUCACAUCUUCCAGAAUAUGUAUGGCUGUGAGUUUGAUGAUGAAUAUAAAGAAGUUGAAGGUUGGGAAAACUUUGGUUAUGAUGGAGAGGACUUCAUCGCAUUAGACCUGAAAACAGAGAGAUGGUCUGCUCCAGUAUAUCAGGCUUCAAUCACCAAAAACAAAUGGGACAAUGACAAAAGGAAGAUGGCAGAAACAAAGUACUACAUCACCCAAACUUGUCCAGAUUGGCUGGAAAAAUAUUUGGAGUAUGGGAAGAACUCUCUGAAGAGAACAGAUUUUCCCUGGUUAUUAUCUCUCCUUCAGAAGCUUUCAUCCUCUCAAGUCAGUUGCCACGCUACUGGUUUCUAUCCCAGCAGAGCUGAAAUGUAUUGGAGGAGGGAUGGAGAGGAGAUUCAUGAGGAUGUGAACAAAGGAGAAAUCCUCCCCAACAAUGACGGGACCUUCCAGAUGAGUGUUGACUUAAAUAUUUCAUCCAUUUCAUCUAAUGACUGGAUGAGGUAUGAAUGUGUGUUUCAGCUCUCUGGUCUCAAAGAUCUUGUCAUUAAACUGGAGCCAGAAAAAAUUCAAACCAAUGAUGGAAAAUUUAGUUAUUUUAUCACCAUAAUUUGGGUAACGACAGGUGGAGCAAUAGGUCUUGCUGUAUACCAUUUAUGCCUGUGGAGAAAUUGUGGUUGGUGUUAUAAAUACUAAGAUGAGAAUCAGUGUCACCACAUCCACCAAGUGAACAUUAAAGAAAUUAUCCCUGGGAUUUUACUUAACUGGAAUUUAUAAAAAGUUUAAAUGAACAUCCUUUGGAAAAUGUUCAUAUUUUAGUAACUUGGUCCUCUGAAGAUGUAACUCUAUAUUACAAAAACACUAAGUCACUACUUUUGAAGUAGUUCUAUGUCUGAGUUUAAUUUUUUCUCAUAUGUAAUCAAAUAUUUGUAAAUAUUAGUAAAACUAAAUUACCUUCAAGGGAAUUGAUACUUACUCCGAUGCAUUCUCAUACCAAAUCCAGAUAUUAAUGUCAAACCCAGUAUAAGUAUCUUUUUGUUUGUUUGUUUUAUCUGUUGUGUAUUUUUGCUGUUUUUAAAUAAAGUGUUUAUUCAAAUUUCUAG
Messenger RNA from Xiphophorus maculatus (southern platyfish), 1502 nucleotides. Its product is annotated as H-2 class I histocompatibility antigen, Q9 alpha chain-like. The record is from RefSeq and is a predicted model, not a curated record. NCBI's taxonomy places the organism in Eukaryota, Metazoa, Chordata, Actinopteri, Cyprinodontiformes, Poeciliidae. Gene Ontology annotation, cellular component: external side of plasma membrane. Gene Ontology annotation, biological process: immune response. The transcript is spliced from 6 exons. Bases 79 to 1095 code for a protein of 338 amino acids.